Erythranthe guttata (spotted monkey flower) is the source of this 1590-nucleotide messenger RNA. NCBI's taxonomy places the organism in Eukaryota, Viridiplantae, Streptophyta, Magnoliopsida, Lamiales, Phrymaceae. The record is from RefSeq and is a predicted model, not a curated record.
CACUUAGUUUGUUUUCCAUUUUAAUCACAUUUCCCAGUCAGGAAACUCAAUACCCUGAUCUUCCUCAUUUAGAUAUCGAUAGAUACAGAUACAUACAUUUUCCCCUUCUUCCUCUCUCUCUCUCUCUCUCUCUCUAUCUCUCUCUCUCAUUUUUCCCCUUUUCCAAUUCAAAACCCCUAAUUUCAAUCAAUUUUUUCUCCAUUCUGAAUCUAAUUUGAUCUCUCUCAGAGCUAAACCCUAGAAAUCACCCUGACGAAAAUAUAGGCGUACGUGUAUACAUACAGAUAGAUACAGACGCGGAUGUAUUGGAUAUAGAGAGAGGUUCGAAUGAAGUGAGGUAGGAAUGGGUGCAGCAGGUUCGAAGCUCGAGAAAGCAUUGGGUGACCAAUUUCCUGAAGGCGAGCGGUAUUUUGGACUCGAGAAUUUCGGCAACACUUGCUAUUGCAACUUUGUUUUGCAGGCUCUUUAUUUCUGUGUCCCAUUCCGUGAGCAGUUGCUAGAAUAUUAUUCCAAUAACAAAAAUCCUGCAGAUGCAGAAGAAAAUCUCCUGACAUGCCUAGCAGACUUGUUUUUACAGAUAAGCUCACAAAAGAAAAAAACUGGUGUUCUUGCUCCAAAGCGUUUCGUACAGCGACUGAAGAAGCAAAAUGAAAUUUUUCGCAGUUACAUGCAUCAGGAUGCCCAUGAAUUCCUAAACUAUUUGCUAAAUGAACUGGUCGAAAUACUGGAGAAAGAAGCUCAAGCUACCAAGACUGAACCAGAAGGUUCCGAGAAAAUUGCUAAUGGCCCGACAAAUAUAUCUUCCAACGGUUCCCCAGAGGAGCCCCUGAUCACCUGGGUGCACAAGAAUUUUCAGGGUAUAUUGACAAAUGAAACAAGGUGCCUACGUUGUGAGACAGUGACAGCAAGGGAUGAAACAUUUCUUGACUUGAGCAUUGAUAUAGAACAGAACAGUUCAAUUACGAGCAAUCUGAAAAAUUUUAGCUCCACUGAAACUUUAAAUGCCGAUGACAAAUUCUUUUGUGACAAAUGCUGCAGCUUACAAGAAGCCCAAAAGAGAUUGAAGAUCAAAAGGCCACCUCAGAUCCUAGUCAUCCAUUUGAAGAGAUUCAAGUACAUCGAACAGCUGGGCCGAUACAAGAAGCUUUCGUAUCGUGUCGUGUUCCCACUCGAGCUAAAACUCAGCAACACAGUCGAAGACACAGAAGCAGAAUAUUCCCUCUUCGCCGUAGUUGUCCACGUAGGCAGUGGUCCCAAUCACGGCCACUACAUCAGCCUCGUGAAAAGCCACAACCAUUGGUUGUUCUUCGACGAUGAAAACGUUGAAAUGAUCGACGAAUCCGCCGUGCAGACCUUCUUCGGAUCAGCCCAAGAGUAUUCCAGUAAUACAGAUCAUGGGUACAUUUUAUUUUACGAACGACUAAUUACUGGUAGCACGAGCUAAGAGACGAGGCAUCGAUUUCUUUUUUUUCUCGCAGAAUCCAAUUUAUUUUACAAUUUUGAGAAUGUUUAAUGAAUUUUACCUACCUAAUUUUUAAUGUUCGUUCUUGAUGAAAUUUGAUGUGGAAAUCUUUUUGGUUCGUUUUUUUA